Molecule: messenger RNA, 2025 nt
Organism: Dromiciops gliroides (monito del monte)
Lineage: Eukaryota; Metazoa; Chordata; Mammalia; Microbiotheria; Microbiotheriidae
Gene: ECSIT
Product: ECSIT signaling integrator
Exons: 8
Coding region: 474-1805 (443 amino acids)
Cellular component (GO): mitochondrion
Source: RefSeq, a predicted model, not a curated record
AGUGUACGUAUAUGUGUAUGUGCAUGUAUUGUGUUGUGUGCAUAGGGGUGUGUGUGUGUGUGACCCUCAAAUCACCCCCACCCCCACCCCGGCACCCGGGCAAGGGGAAGGAGACGUGGCUCUGUCCCCAGAGAACCCGGUAUCUGAGAAGGAGAGACCCAGCCUGACCUAGCCAACGCUAGCCCACGUGCCUGUAGCUGACACCUAGUCGAGGCCGUUCCCAGCUGCAGUGUGCUGUGUGAGGAUUACCUCCCAGGAGAGGGGUGUGUUAGUCAGUCUACAAGCGUUUGUUAAUUGCUUAUUGUAUACCAGCCACUGUGUAGUUCCGUGGGGAUGCAAAGAAAAGCAAAAACAGCCCCCGCUGUCAUGGGGGAGUCAACAUGAAAUUAAUUAGGUACCUAUAUGAUGCAUACAGCGUCAUUUGAAGGUAGACAUCUGGUUGCCAUUAGUUCCUGACCAAGGCCAGCAACAGGAUGAACUGCCUACGGAGGGCUAUAGUGGCCUGGGAUCACUCUGUGGGGCUCCACUUUCUUUCCAGAUCUGCUCUGAGACACAGCCCAUGGCAGCUUGAAGGAAGCUGCCCUUUACAGGGCCUCUGCCAGUUCCUGAGGGGCUUCCACAGCAGUGGAAGACUAACUUCAGAUUCAGAGCCAGUCCCUAUGGUGAGGCCCCCUGCAGUGUCCACCAAGGCCUUGGAGCCAUACGAGGACUUCUUUGAGAAAGCGUCUGGUGGGCAUCGAGAUAAGACAGGGUUCUCAAGGGCAGUCAAGGCCUUUACCCAGCGGGACGUUCGGAAGCGGGGCCAUGUUGAUUUCAUCUACUUGGCUCUUCGAAAGAUGCCAGAGUAUGGGGUGGAGCAUGACCUGACCAUCUAUAACCUCCUGCUGGACAUCUUCCCCAAAGAGGUUUUUGUGCCUCGAAACAUGCUGCAGCAGAUCUUCAACCAUUACCCCCGUCAGCAGGAAUGUGGUGUGAAGGUGUUAGAUCAGAUGGAGAACUACGGGGUCAUGCCAAACAAGGAAACUGAGUUUCUGCUGCUACAAAUUUUUGGGCGCAAGAGUCACCCCAUGCUCAAAUAUCUGCGCCUGAUGUACUGGUUCCCCCGCUUCAAGAACAUCAAUCCCUUCCCGGUGCCAAGACCGCUACCCAAGGAUCCCAUCAAAUUGGCCAGCCAUGGUCUGGAGCGUAUUGCAGCUGACCUGAGUGCCAGAGUUACUGUCUACCAGAUGCCUGGGCCAGAAGAUCUUGGAGGUGACCCACCACAGCCUCACAUUGUGGGCAUCCAGAGUCCUGACCAGCAGGCUGCCUUGGCUCAACACAACCCCGCUCGGCCUGUCUUUGUCGAGGGCCCCUUCCCACUGUGGCUUCGAGACCAUUGUCUUUACUACCAUGUGCUUCGGGCUGACCUGCUGCCUCCAGAAGAGAGAGAAGACAAGGAGAUCGGGCCAGAGAGGAACUUCUAUUACCCCAUGCAGCUGGAUGUGGAGUUGGAUCGAGGACCCUGGGAUGACUAUGAGUUUGAUGUGGAUGAAGUGGAAGAAGGUCCAGUAUUCGCCAUGUGUAUGGCUGGAGCACAUGAUCAGGCCACACUUGCCAAGUGGAUCCAGGGCUUGCAGAUCACCAACCCAACACUGGCACACAUACCGGUGGUCUUCCGCCUGGGAGCAAUGGCAGGGGAACUCCAACUUGCUGAACAUCAGGAAUGCCAAGGCCAGCACCACCAGGAGCAGAGGGAGCAGGUGUCUCGAAAGGAAGAAGAGGAAGAGCCAUCCCCAUCCCAUAUCCGACACCAGGGCCAGAGCUGAGCCUCGGCCUGAAAGAGUUCUUAGACUGAGCGUUCUUUACUCUCUGUCAGGUGUGGCUUUGGCUUAGUGUAAAAGUGGAGGCUGGGCUCGAAGCACCAAACAGUGAUGGGAAUGGAUUGUGAUGCCGGCUUUUCCACCUCCUCCCAGGGGAUGAGAACUUAACCUUGCUCAGCUAUUUGCCCUUCUUGAGAAGGAAGCAAUAAAGUGUCAUCCUCGGGGA